Messenger RNA from Erpetoichthys calabaricus (reedfish), 4746 nucleotides. It is a transcript of the gene efemp1, whose product is annotated as EGF containing fibulin extracellular matrix protein 1. The transcript has 11 exons. The coding region runs from base 265 to 1578 and encodes 437 amino acids. Lineage: Eukaryota; Metazoa; Chordata; Cladistia; Polypteriformes; Polypteridae. The record is from RefSeq and is a predicted model, not a curated record. Gene Ontology annotation, molecular function: calcium ion binding.
AAAGAUGACACAAGUGAUCCUCGCGUGUAACCUGCAGGGAGCGCCGCCCCCCGCAUACCAGAGAAACCGCAUGUUCGCCGCGAUUGUAGUGGGUAAUAAGCCUUGAAAUUAAAGCGCACAUCAGUGUAUUGCUGUGCCGAGACGAGAGGUGCGGAACCAAGGCAGCAAGCACUCUUAUUCCAGUGCCUUCUGAGACGGCAGCGGGACAGACUGGCGCUUGGAAUAAGGCGGCAUUAAUAAAGUGUGUCGUGCAGAAUUGCAGAAAUGAAGACAUACAUAAUCUUUAGUGUGAUUCUGAGAUGUGUUUUCUCACAAGAAGGAGAUGAAUCCAUCACAUAUACACAGUGCACUGAUGGGUAUGAAUAUGAUCCAGUCAGACAGCAAUGUAAAGACAUUGAUGAAUGUGGCAUAUUUGUGGAUUCUUGCAAAGGAGGAUUGAAGUGCUAUAACCAUUAUGGUGGAUAUCUCUGCCUCCCAAAAACAGCAAACAUAAUUGUGUCACCACCACCAGCACCUGCAGACACUACCACUACAAGGAACCCAAACUUACCAAGGCCUGUGCCAUGCGCAGUAGGGUUUGCUCUAGAUGAACAGAACAAGUGCCAAGAUGUAGAUGAAUGCCAAACAGGAACUCACAACUGUAGUCCUGGGCAAACUUGUUAUAACACAAGAGGUUCAUUUACUUGUCAAUGCCCCCCUGGAUAUCAGAGACAUGGGGACCAGUGCAUAGACAAAGAUGAAUGCAGCCAGCCCCCUUAUUGCCUUCAUCGAUGUGUGAAUACACCUGGUUCUUAUUACUGUCAGUGCAACACAGGCUUUCAGUUGGCAAGUAACAAUCACACUUGCAUAGAUGUCAAUGAAUGUGAAGUAAAUAAUCCCUGCCAGCACCAGUGCUAUAACAUCAUUGGUUCAUUCAUGUGCCAGUGUGACCAAGGGUAUGAACUCAACAGGGAUCUUACAACAUGCAGGGAUAUUGACGAGUGCAGUUUUUCAAGUUAUAUGUGCCAGUACCAGUGUGUAAAUCAGCCUGGAUCCUACUCCUGCAUCUGCCCUGAAGGAUAUCAAUUACAAGGAACAAGAAUGUGCAAAGAUAUAAAUGAGUGUGAAACAGGAACAGGAAAUGUCUGUGGAGAGGAUGAAAUGUGUUGGAACUAUUAUGGUGGUCAUCGGUGUUAUCCAAGGAACCGCUGUGAGGAACCAUACAUUCGUACAGCAGAAAACCGCUGUGUCUGUCCCUCAGGAAAUAUGCUCUGCAGGGGUCUGGCACAUUCGAUUGUCUAUAAAUAUAUGAGCAUUCCCUUAGACAGAGCAAUACCAGCAGACAUCUUUCAGAUUCAGGCAACCAAUAUCUAUGCAAAUACUAUCAACACCUUUCGGAUAAAAUCUGGAAAUGAAGGGGGAGAGUUCUUUCUCAGGCAAUCCAGCAAUGUCAAUGCCAUGCUUGUUUUGGUCAAACCUGUGACUGGACCGAGGGAGUACAUCGUUGACCUUGAGAUGAUCACAUCCAACACUCUUCUCAACUAUCGGUCGAGUUCCUUGUUAAGGCUGACAAUAAUAGUGGGACCAUAUCCAUUUUAAUCACAAUGUCACAAAACCAAAAAACACAGUAACACUAACAAGUAUUCAAGACUUUGUGGUUUUUAUAUUGGUAUUACUUUAUUUUUAGGGGCAACUAAGAAACAUGCUGAUAUACAGUAGUAAUUAUUUCAGAUAUUACAGCUCCUGAUUUACUUUAUCUGGAAAUCUGAGACAUGUCCAAUUAACAAAUGAUGUUUUUGUAAUUUUAUGUUGGAAGGUAUGUUGAUUUUGACAUUUGUAAUCGGUAGUUGUAGCUGCUGCUUCCUCUAGGCAAUGCAUCACUGGAUCAUGGUAUAGAUCCAUCAGCCUGUAUACAAAAUAGCAAUAAUUUUACAAAGAUUUUUUAAAAGUUACUUGCAAGCAACUGUGUCAUCUUAAUAUCGAUUUUAAUGUACAUUUUGGUGUACAUAAUGAAGUAGACAAUUUUUACAGAUUGAUGUCUAACUGCUUUUAAAAUCAUUAACUUGUGAUUUGUGUAUAAAUUCUUAUGCAUUUCAUGUUUGCAUAACUGAAUUUACUACGCUGAUGGAAAGAAAAUGCUUUGUUGUUAUUAGAGCUUGUUUUGAACCAGAGCUAAAAUUACAGCUUUGAAGCAGAGUGCAACAUGUAAGUCUAAAUAAAUGUCAAAUGUUGGUGUUAGUGUUACCAGCUCUAUCACUUAUAGUUAAAAUUGCACAAAAUGAACAAAUGAUAUCAGGAACUAAGGUAUUAGUUUUAAGAAAUGAUUCAUCUGUUCUUCAGCUGAAAAAAGGCAAUUACUUACAUGUUAGCGACAAACGUUUUUCCACAUGUCCAUUGAAAAAGUGUACAGUAAAUACUGCUUUAGCUGGCACCUACAAAGUAGCCCAAUUUCUAACCUGUCAGUUUUGUAGUAUGGUGUUUUACAUGACAAUAUCAUGAUAUCAGCUCACUCAUCUAUGACUUUCUGUCUAGGCUGUUUUAAUGCCAUGUCACAUUAUUCAACUUUUCCAAGUGAUUUCCAGUCAUAGCUUUCAUUUACAUAAUUUUAGCAAGUCAGAGGAAGUUGGAGAAAUGCACCCAUGAAGUCAGUCAUGUAACAUGCAGUGUAACCAGUCUGCGACUUACUCAGACAAAAUCAAACAGGUAGGAGUGACUCUGUGUACAUGAGAGUUGACAACCAAUGAAUGCUCAUCUGGAAGGACAAUGCAUAUAAUGCAGCAACAAGGAAUAAGCAACGCAGGCGUUUUGGACUACACAAACAGAAGAUGUCCGAUGUCUUGUGUUUUUUUGUACCACAACAGAAUGGAAAAAUAGAAAAAAGGGUAGAGAUUGCAGUUGAACUAACCAUAGCUGUUGACCCUUCAUACAGCAUCGGCUACAUCAGACAGUACAUUAUUGGCUGUCAGAAAAUGGGUUGAACACGACUGUGCUAGAAGGUCGGCACACAGUCAGUAAAUGUGACGGGGGCAGUAAUUUUCAGUCGUUUAAACUGACAUGGCCCAGUGACAAGUCGUGACAUAUCCUAUGACUAGAAGCCGUGUAAUAUGACAUUGGCUUUACUUGCUGAUGGCCCCACUAACUUUGGUGCCUGUGUUUUCACUUGGGAAGUGUUCAGAUCGCCCAAUGGUUAGGGCAUUGACAUCCUGGGUGUAAAUUCUGUGCCCGAUCUGUAUGUCUAUAGCGUUUCUACAUUCUUGCCAUGUGCCUUUGUUUUUCUCCCGAUAUUUCAGUUUUCCACCCACAUCAGAAAAAUUUUUGCCUGUUAGGUUAAAAAUCAAAUCUAACAAUUUAAUCCGAGUGAGUGUAAGUGUGUGCGUAGGCCCUGCAAUAGGGUCCCACCGCACCCAGGGCUGGUUUCUACUUUGCACCCAGUGCUGCCAGGAUGGGUUUCUGUGGAUUUAAGAAUGCUAUGCUACUUCUGAUAGUAUCUUUUUCUUUUUAGCCCACAAAACCCCAUGGAUGUCACAUUGUAAUUGGUUCCAAAGUUUAUAGACUGGCACCAUCCUGCUCUUGAAGGUGCUGUUUAUUGCAGUUUCUACUGUACUUUCUAUAAUUUUAAUAAGGCACAGUAUUGAUGUCCUGAACUGUCCAUAUGUAACACAGUUAAGAAAAUAAUUUGAAAUCUGGUUAGACUUCUUAAAUUUUGAGUUUUGAAGCCAAAUAUCUUCAUAAAAACGAUAUACUGUUUUAACAUGCAAUUUUAUGCUCUCUGAUUCUCGAUCUGUUAGUCUGUGAAAGGCUCAGCUUUUGUCAUCUUCAUUAGCAAAUGUCCUGUUGAUUCAUGAAAGGCAGGCCAUUUAGGAACGCAUGAAGUGUUUCAAAGUAUUUAUUGCUGCAUGCCAAGGAAUGCAGAAAAUUGGAAAAAUGUUGAACAGUUGAGCCAACAUGCACCUUUACAUUUAUUAUACACAAGCUUUGCUAAGGAUUGUUUAUAUAAGAUAAAGACAUGAUAUAAUAAAAUAUCAGGUUUCAAGACUGAAGUCAUACCUAUCAAGUACAGUAUCUUGUAACUCUUUAAUGUUAUGUAAAAUCCACACAGAAGGCUUAGGUAUUUUCUGCAGCAAACACUUGAUACUUUUACAGGGGUAGCAUUUAUUAAGUGAUAAGAACUGUUUGGUAUUUGCUUUGGAUUAAAAAGGAAUGCGGAUUCACAUUCAUAAGUUCGUGGGUUUUGGCGAUUAGCUGCAUUCUAUUCAUUUCAAAGCACUGAGCCCCAUGCCGAUGCUUAAUUGGAAUCGUUUAAACACAGUGGCUCAUUAUACAGUAUAUUUUGGUAAAGCUCUUACAACUUGUGGUUUUCUGUCACAAAUAAAAACGAGAGAGUCAAACACAUGUAAGGAAAGAAGGAAUUAACUUUUACUUGGGUCCUGCCCAUGGUGUAACCCCUUGUUUCGCAAAGUGUUGACUCUGAAAAGGCUGAUGUGUUCUUACAAAGAGGUAAGCCUCACAAGUGGAUGGAAAAAGAAUCUUCUUGAAAAUCUAAAAACACCACAUGUUUUUGGAAUUAAGUAUUUGCUGAAUAUUUUACAAUAGUCGGUUCUUUUCUUGCAAUAGUGAUUUUUUUCCAAAGGUGCCUUAUGUGUAAAUUCUGUCACCAUGAUUUCCUAAAACAUACACCAGGCAUGAUAAAAUCACAAAGUAAUUAUGUUUUGACCAGUGUAAUUCUUUUUUUGUUUUGUAUUUUUACAUACCAAAAAUUGAUACUUU